CGCGUCUCCCUUGCUGCGAUAACAAUCCUAUCGACGACGACGACGAACUGCGACGCCGCAGCUGGGGGAUGUUUGUGUUUGAGUAGGAUUUAGGUGCCACCUGCUUGCCCAAGAUGAUGAUUACUCCGCCCGACGGGCCGACGAGUACUCCAGCCCUCAUCAAGAAGCGCAUGGGAACAACCGCAGGAACUCCCCAGACCGCUGAUCGCUUGAAGAAGCCCUUUAGGAUUACCUUGAGCGAUGACAAAGAGAACACUCCGACCUCGUCAGCUAGGCCUACACAAGGCUCUCAGCGGCUCUAUGGAGGAACUCCUCAAUCUGUCGACCAACUAGUAAAGCCUUUCAAAUGCCCUGGAUCUGCAACAAUUACUCGAACUUCAGACAAACCUACCCGGAAAAGAAGGAAGGUGGACUAUGGAGGAGCUGAUGGUGAUAGGGAUGACGAAGACAAGUCGUGGACAAACGAGGAUCGACUUGCUCUUGCCAACAGAGAUGCCAACAAGUUUCCAGUCUUUCAAGUCAAAGACAAGGAGACAAUGUUCCGGCAGCGGUUUUCUGUCCCAUUGAUCAACAAAAACGCGGGCACAUACAAUCCAAAUCGACCUCCUCCGACCCUUGGACUCCGACAAGGAGCAGUCUUCGUUGCAAAGCCGUUGCAUGAUCCCAGCGGAGAGUUUGCUAUUGUACUCUACGAUCCGACCAUUGAUGAGAAGCCGAGGACUAUUGAGGAGGCAAAGAAGGGCGACGAAGCAGAGCCUCCGAAGAUUGAUGCUCCUUUGGUCCACAAAAGUCUUGCCGAAAUUUUGGGAAUCAAGAAAGUUGUGGAGAGCGACCGCCCAAAAGUUCCAGUGGUCAUCGAUCCGAAACUUGCCAAAGUUCUGCGGCCUCAUCAGAUUGAAGGUGUGAAAUUCAUGUACAAGUGCGUCACCGGGAUGAUAGAGCCGAAGGCGAACGGUUGCAUUAUGGCAGACGAGAUGGGCUUGGGAAAGACACUCCAGUGUAUCACUCUCAUGUGGACACUGUUAAAGCAAUCUCCAGAUGCCGGAAAGUCAACAAUUCAAAAAGCUGUCAUUGCUUGCCCUUCCAGUCUGGUCAAGAAUUGGGCGAACGAGUUGGUGAAGUGGCUUGGACCAGAUGCCAUCCAGCCCUUUGCCAUUGAUGGCAAAGCUACGAAGGAAGAGCUCACUCAGCAACUGCGACAAUGGGCCAUUGCGAGCGGGCGAUCAAUCACGCGCCCAGUCAUUAUCGUCUCAUACGAAACUCUCCGACUGAACGUGGAGGAGCUCAAAAAUACGAAGAUAGGGCUCAUGCUGUGUGAUGAAGGUCAUCGUUUGAAAAAUGGAGAUAGCCAGACGUUCACGGCAUUGAAUAGUCUCAAUGUGUCGAGAAGAGUUAUUUUAUCCGGCACGCCAAUUCAGAAUGAUCUGUCUGAAUAUUUCUCUCUCAUCAGCUUCGCCAACCCUGGCUUGCUAGGCACGCGACUUGAAUUCAGAAAGAAGUACGAGUUGCCAAUUCUUAGGGGACGAGACGCUGCAGGCAGCGACAAAGAUCGAGGACGAGGCGACGAGUGUAUCCGGGAUCUAUUAAACGUUGUCAACAAGUUCAUCAUUCGGCGAACGAACGAUAUUCUUUCCAAAUAUUUACCUGUCAAGUACGAGCAUGUUGUGUUCUGCAAUCUUGCACCCUUCCAGCUUGAUCUGUACAAUCACUUCAUCAGCAGUCCCGAUAUCAAAGCUUUGCUCCGAGGCAAAGGGAGUCAACCACUGAAGGCCAUUGGUAUGCUGAAGAAGCUCUGCAACCAUCCAGACCUACUCAACCUUCCUGACGACUUGCCUGGAUGUGAGCAAUUCUGGCCUGAAGAUUAUGUUCCAAAGGACGCUCGUGGUCGGGAUCGGGAUGUGAAACCCUGGUAUUCGGGCAAGAUGCAAGUACUUGACCGCAUGCUCGCCCGGAUUCGUCAGGAUACCAAUGACAAGAUUGUAUUGAUCAGCAAUUACACCCAAACCCUUGAUAUGUUCGACAAACUAUGUCGACACCGUGGGUAUGGCAGCCUUCGUCUUGAUGGAACCAUGAACGUAACCAAACGUCAGAAACUUGUUGACAAAUUCAACGAUCCUGAAGGGAACGAAUUCAUUUUCCUUCUCAGUAGCAAAGCCGGUGGAUGCGGUCUCAACUUGAUUGGUGCGAAUCGACUUGUCCUCUUCGAUCCUGACUGGAACCCAGCAGCCGAUCAACAGGCUCUUGCCCGAGUAUGGAGAGAUGGACAGAAGAAAGACUGUUUCGUGUACCGCUUCAUUGCUACCGGCACCAUCGAAGAGAAGAUCUUCCAACGACAAUCGCACAAGCAAUCUCUAUCCUCGUGCGUUGUGGACUCCGCCGAAGAUGUCGAGCGUCAUUUUACCCUAGACAGUCUCAGGGAACUUUUCCAGUACCAUGGUAAGACGACGAGCGACACCCACGACACCUUCAAGUGCAAGCGGUGCAAGCCGGACGGGAAGCAGAACAUCAAAGCCCCAGCAAUGAUGUACGGUGACACGAGUACAUGGAAUCAUUUCGUCAACGAGGGUUUGAAGCCGAUCCAAGACUUAUUGCUGAGACAAGAAUGUGGUGAGAACGAGGUAUCUGCUGUGUUCCAGUAUAUAUCCCAUUAGACAUUGCAUUGCUGCAUGGCAUUCGAUAUUUGUUUCGGCGCUUGGGAGAGGACAAGAAGAAAUCGGCGUUUGGUAAGAUCAAAGUACAUUUCACGGAACGGAAUUGAAAUGCUAGACCUAGUUUUUGUGUGGUAGUAUUUACAACAACGGAAUAUAAUAUGUCUUGCUAG
Messenger RNA from Hyaloscypha bicolor E, 2821 nucleotides. RefSeq lists its product as uncharacterized. Gene Ontology annotation, molecular function: hydrolase activity, acting on acid anhydrides; DNA translocase activity; ATP-dependent chromatin remodeler activity. Bases 114 to 2651 code for a protein of 845 amino acids. The record is from RefSeq and is a predicted model, not a curated record. The transcript has a single exon. Gene Ontology annotation, cellular component: nucleus. Gene Ontology annotation, biological process: reciprocal meiotic recombination; double-strand break repair via synthesis-dependent strand annealing. NCBI's taxonomy places the organism in Eukaryota, Fungi, Ascomycota, Leotiomycetes, Helotiales, Hyaloscyphaceae.